AUGAACCGCACUCAACAAAACGACCCCCCCUCCUUCGGCGGACAGAACCAGGGCGCUGAGCCGUGGAACGACUCCAACGACUUCAGCGGUUUACAGGACCAGACCGGCGGCAUCCCGCGCGGUCAAAACCAGGUCAGGCAAGGAGACUUCCCUGGGGGCGACUCCGGCAACUUCGACCGCACCCGCAUGGCAACCGACGGGACCGCCUCGACUGCCAGAGGCCCCGGCGGCGUCUUCGCCUCCCACGGCGGUCAGCUCGGUACCGAUACCAGCGCGCAGGGCGGCGACUUCAACGCUGGCCCGACCAUGGGCAACGAGCGGCGCGCGGCGGCCGGGCGCGACGACAACUUCGGCUCGAACGCGCCCAACUUCCGUGGCGGACCCGGGCCCGCCCUCCCUGGGGGCGGCGCGGGCGCCCAGCCCGACAAUGAGGACGACGAGAUGGACAGCGCAGGUGCGCAUGCCAGCUCGACGGGCAACCCCGGAAUGGGGAACAAGUUCUUAGGGAGCAUCGAGAAGGCCGCGGGGCGCGUCACGGGGAGCACGAAUGUCGCCGAGCGCGGGCAGAUGCGCAAGACUGGCGGUGGCCCUCAGGCACAUGAUACAUUGCUGUGA
This is a messenger RNA of Trametes versicolor FP-101664 SS1, 615 nucleotides long. RefSeq lists its product as uncharacterized. The coding region runs from base 1 to 615 and encodes 204 amino acids. NCBI's taxonomy places the organism in Eukaryota, Fungi, Basidiomycota, Agaricomycetes, Polyporales, Polyporaceae. The transcript is spliced from 5 exons. The record is from RefSeq and is a predicted model, not a curated record.